Messenger RNA from Ricinus communis (castor bean), 3160 nucleotides. RefSeq names its product RNA polymerase II-associated protein 3. Lineage: Eukaryota; Viridiplantae; Streptophyta; Magnoliopsida; Malpighiales; Euphorbiaceae. The coding region runs from base 285 to 1670 and encodes 461 amino acids. Gene Ontology annotation, molecular function: protein binding. The transcript is spliced from 12 exons. The record is from RefSeq and is a predicted model, not a curated record.
AACUAUAAAAUUGAUAAAAAUUUGGAUAUUUUUUUAUAUUUGUCAAAAAAGAAAAAAGAAAAAAGAAAAAAAGAUAUUGGAUGCAGUUUGGGCAGUGGUGGGCUUUGAGGGCUUGUACCGGUGCAGUUAUGAGAGGCCCAAACACAUGCUACAAUAGACCAGUGUUAUCGUCCUUAAUCGUCAAAAGCUAUAUAGCUCAACAACAAAACCCUGACUGACAAGUUCCAGAAACAUCUAAACCACGCGCGUACCGAGCACUUAGUCUCACUCAAUCUCUCCGACCUAUGGCUAGGGUUCCGGGCAAGCACGGACGUGAUCAAGCUCUGGAUUUCCAGGGGUUUUUAAAUGACUUGCAGGAUUGGGAGCUUUCACUUAAGGAUAAUAAAGAUAAAAAAUUGAAGCCACAAGCUUCUCAUAAGAAAACCAGUGAGGAUAGCAGAUCAGUAGGUCAAACUUCUAUGUUUGCUUCAAGGAAUUUUGAUGCAAUUGAUCGUAUAUCUAGUAGUUUGAUGACUGAAGAAAGUGCAGUAGAUGCUACUUCAGAGAAAGAACUGGGCAAUGAGUACUUCAAGCAGAAGAAGUUUAAGGAAGCUAUUGAAUGUUAUUCAAGAAGUAUAGCCCUGUCGCCAUCAGCAGUUGCCUAUGCAAAUAGGGCAAUGGCUUAUCUUAAAAUCAGAAAAUUUCAAGAAGCUGAAGGUGACUGUACAGAGGCCUUGAAUCUAGAUGACCGCUACAUAAAAGCAUACUCCCGACGAGCAACUGCUAGAAAGGAGUUGCGAAAAUUUAAGGAGUCCAUGGAGGAUUCUGAGUUUGCCUUGAGGUUGGAACCUAACAACCAGGAAAUAAAAAAACAGUAUGCUGAGGUCAAAUCUUUGUAUGGAAAGGAGAUUCUCCAGAAGGCACCUGGAGCAGUAAGCAGCUCUGUACAUGGAGUGCAGAAAGGAGGAAAAUCAGAUACAAAAGUUAAUGCUUAUGGGGUCAAUUCUGUCUCAAACAGCACUCAGGGGACUGGAAUAUCUACCGCUCAAAAGGAUAAGAUUAAGGGGAGUGAUGAAGAGGUUCUUGUGAAGAAAUCCCCAUCAGUGGAGGAGAUAAAAGACAAAAGCUCAGAAGCUGGUAGCAAAACUGAAAGUCGACAAGUGAAUGGUUCUCAUGCUGAUGCUACUUUGACUUCUCAGAAGAAGAGUGUUCAGGGACAUGGUAGAAUGAGAAAGCAAGAAUUCAAGGCCUCAGUACAAGAGCUUGCUUCUCAGGCAGCUUCUCGGGCUGCGACUGAAGCUGCAAAAAAUAUUAGCCCUCCUAGUUCAGCUUAUCAAUUUGAGGUUUCUUGGCAAAGCUUUUCUGGUGAUCGUGCAUCGCAGACUCGCCUCUUGAAGGCCACAUCUCCAAGUGCAUUACCACAGAUAUUCAAAAAUGCAUUGUCUGCUCCAAUGUUAAUUGACAUCAUCAAAUGUGUUGCCACUUUUUUCGUUGAUGAUAUGAAUUUGGCUGUUAAAUAUCUUCAGAACUUAGCCCAAGUCCCAAGAUUCAACAUACUUAUCAUGUGUCUUUCAGCUGCAGAUAAGGCUGAUCUCCUCAAGUUAUGGGAUGAAGUUUUUUGUAGUGAGGCAACGCCAAUUGAGCAUGCUGAGAUUCUUGACAACUUGCGAACUAAAUACUGCCUCAAGUGAUCACAGGUGUAUGUAUAUAACAAUAUUUGGGUGUCAUACUUGCCUUUCCCUAUGCUUAUGUUCAUUGUAAAUUAUUGGUUAGAUGACAAGAUCCAUUGAUCAUUUGUUAAUAUAUGAAUGAGAUUCUUGUACUCUGGUUCCGCAACCUCUUUUUUUUUCUUUCAUUGUGUUGAUAUCAAAUAUACAUCUGAAAGUUAAAAUCCUGAUCAUAGAUACAUUAAAUGAAUGGUUCUCCAUAUCUGCAUGUCACAAAAGGUUGAAGUGGACGGAUAAAGAGUACGUGAGAAUUGACCUCACACCAUAACUCUUGUGAUUAAUGAUAUCAGUAGUGUUACAAGUACCUCUUUUCCAUGUUACUUCUAUCUUACCUAAUGUGACAUAAUAGUUUAAAUCUUAAUUCUUUGUGCUAAAAAUUCACAGGCGGUAUGGAUUUUGACUGAUGAUGCGACAUCAAAUUAGAUUUAAAGUGGUAUGAGUAGUGCAAUUUCGUAAUAGAAGUGAUAAUGUAACAUCAACUUCUUCCUUUUCCUAACUUGGAGUUUACUGUAUAUUUUAGGUGGAACAUAACUACAAUCCUUGAUCCUAUAGAAUCAUGAUCAAGUAAAAAGUAGACGCAACUAAAUGAGCUGCCAUCACUAAUUCCCACUGGUUUCCGAAUGAUUUGAGCAAUGAUUGUAUUAUGUAUUCCAGGAUUUUGUUUUAUUUCCCCAUUUCUUUGUUUUCCAGGAGAAAUGUAAAUAAUUUGAACCCCCCAAAAAAACUGUACAUUCAAAAUCAUCAGGAUAUCCUGGGAUAGUGGAAUUCAUCUAUUUAUAUCCUUGGCUAGUUGUGAGAAUUUCUUUUUAAUUUUAUCAAUAUAUUCCUCUAAUUAUAGCUGUAGUUGAUUGGUGUGAUCUGCUAACGGAAUCUAAUAUGGAUUUUAUUAGAUUUUGAUUUCGGAUUUAUUAGUCUGUGGCUUUGAAUUAAAUUUUAUUGUUUGGUACAUGUGUAGCAAGCUUGAGGUAUUUCCAUUGCAUCCAAUUUGUCAGAGUUGUACAUCUUCCACAUGCAGGAGAGCUGAGAGCACGGCCUGCAGGUUGGUGCCAUUAUUUUUGUAUUCUUCAUAGCCAUUUAAAUAAUUAUCUAUGCCCUUUUCUACUCUCUUAUCUCAUAAUUCUGAAGCCUGGCCAAAUUCUACUGAUCAAUCAUGGUCACAUUCGUUCACUGGCUGGCCAUGAUUUAUACCCACCAUGACUUUUCUUCACCAAUCAUUUGGUAAUUUUUGUUGUUGGCAGUUGUAUUAUUGUUGCUCUUUCUCAUCAUGGAGCCAAGAUGUAUUAAUCACCUCGUUAUCCUUCAUGAUAAUGUUGAUUUACUCGAGGAAUGUAUUCAACUACAAGUGGAAUUAAAUUAAUUUUUCCUUGAAUCAUGACUGAGAUUGAUGUUUUCUUAAGCCAAAAGCUUAUUUUUCCACCAAAUCAAGAUCGGAUGACUGUAACGGUUCCCGGACA